Messenger RNA from Oryzias latipes (Japanese medaka), 1981 nucleotides. It is a transcript of the gene mapre3b, whose product is annotated as microtubule-associated protein, RP/EB family, member 3b. The record is from RefSeq and is a predicted model, not a curated record. Gene Ontology annotation, molecular function: microtubule binding. Lineage: Eukaryota; Metazoa; Chordata; Actinopteri; Beloniformes; Adrianichthyidae.
ACGCAUGCGCAUUGGCAGCAGCUUAAGUGGGAGUUACACUCGGGCUUAUAGCAACGGAGAGCCCAGCAACGGAAACAACGGGACGUCGGUGAAAGGAACCGCGUUCACCUGAGUCUUUCUCCUUAGUGGUUACUCACACUCCCUUUUUCUAAAGUACAAACACAACACAAACUCAACAAAGUUACUCAGCGGUGAUACACUCUGCAUGUCAACGCAGGAGGAUGGCGGUGAAUGUCUACUCCACAUCGAUGAAUGCCGAUAACCUGAGCCGCCACGACAUGCUGGCAUGGGUUAACGACUCGCUACAGCUCAACUACACAAAGAUCGAGCAGCUCUGUUCAGGCGGAGCGUACUGCCAGUUCAUGGACAUGCUGUUUCCAGGCUGCAUACUGUUGAAGAAAGUCAAGUUUAACGCUAAACUGGAGCACGAAUACAUCCACAACUUCAAAGUCCUACAGGCUGCGUUCAAGAGGAUGAACGUGGACAAGAUCAUCCCUGUGGAGAGACUGGUGAAGGGGAAGUUUCAGGACAACUUCGAGUUCCUUCAGUGGUUCAAGAGGUUUUUCGAUGCCAACUAUGACGGGAAAGAGUACGACCCUAUACUGAUGAGGCAGGGCCAGGAGGGAACGCCGCCGCCGCCGCCAAUCGCAGGUCCCAUGAGGACGUCUCCCACGGCGCCGAAGACAGUUCCUCCUCCUCAGAGGCAGAUCCACACGGCACCCCGCAGGAGCACUCCGGUUAGCCGGAAUGGAGGAGACGGUGAGCUGAUGGAGCUGAACCAGCAGAUCAUGGACCUGAAGCUAACUGUGGACGGUCUGGAGAAGGAGCGGGACUUCUACUUCGGAAAGCUCCGAGACAUCGAACUGAUCUGCCAGGAGAACGAGAACAACCCCGUCCUCAGCAAAAUCAUAGACAUACUCUACGCUACAGAGGAGGGGUUUGCUCCGCCAGAAGAUGAAGACCUCGACGAAGGACCACGAGGAGACCAGGAGGAGUUUUAAAGCUCCUCUCUUCGUCAUCACUCACACUUCUGUCACUCAUCCUUUUAUCUCUCAUUUUUGACCUUUUGUCCCCGCCCCCUUCAGUUACUUUCCCCCCUUUUUUUUUUUCCACCGGCAAAGACACUAAUCGCGGUCUGGACUAACGCUCAGCCGCGCAGCUCGGCCCAUCAGUCUAAUCCUACCCAGAAAGCAGUGGGACAGCCGCCUCCCGCUGGACGAUCAGAAGGUGCAGCUCCGAGGCCAGCAGAGAGACCCUCUCUGGAUCCACGCACUGGGAUGCCUGUUCACGUGUCUGUUAGGAACCCAAACGACCAGACAUAUCAGACUGAAGCGGUCCAAACACUCCCAGGAAGUCAUUGUGAGGCCCCGACAUGUUCUCAUCACUUUUUCACAGCCUGUUUAGAAGAAAGCAUGGUGUAUUUAUCUUUUUAUUUAUUAAUCUUUUUAAUCUGCUUCUGAUGAACAAACAGAAAAAGCCUCGUUUGGAUUUGGGGGGAUUGAUGGUUUGCACUAAAUGUAGCGAAAAGCGACUGAACAGAUUCUAAAAUGCCAACAUGCAGUGAGUGGCUCCUGCCAGAGGAGACACAGGAAGAUGUAAUUUUAUAUUUUGUAGAUUUUGUUUGAAGACGUUUUAUUUUCUCUUUUGUUUUUACUGAAUUUUCUUAACGGCCAAGUCAGAGAUGUUUGUGUAGAAAGGAUUUUACAAUGUUUGGCUCCUAAUUUUAGAAAGGAAUUAAAAACAAAUAACAAUACUACUAAUGUUUGACUGUAAACCGGGUGAAACAUUUUAGCUGCUAUCAUUACUUCUGUUAGUUUUUCAUGUGUUUUCAUUGAAGCCGAGGAUGUUGGAGCGAUUGGUUUAAGAGUGUGCUUCAUAUCAGACCGCUCACCGCUUGUUACCAUGGCAGCCAUCUGACAAACAUGCAUCCUUUGAAGUUAAGCUGGAAUGAAAUAAAGCUCUGAGGUUUCAGGAAAAUACA